GCUCUUUGCGGUGAAGUGCGCCGGGUGCCUGGAGGCCAUUGCACCCAGCGAGCUGGUGAUGCGUGCCCAGAAGAGUGUCUACCACCUGCGCUGCUUCUGCUGCUGCGUCUGCGAGCGGCGCCUGCAGAAGGGUGACGAGUUUGUGCUGAAGGAGGGGCAGCUCCUCUGUAAGGGCGACUACGAGAAGGAGCGGGAACUGCUGAGCUUGGUGAGCCCGGCUCUGUCGGAUUCUGGCAAAAGUGAUGAUGAGGACAGCAUUUGCAAACUAGGCCAAGCCUCAGGGAAGGGUGCUGAGGAUGGGAAGGAUCACAAGCGGCCCAAGCGGCCCCGGACAAUCCUUACCACACAGCAGCGGAGGGCAUUCAAAGCAUCGUUUGAGGUCUCCUCCAAGCCCUGCAGGAAGGUUCGGGAGACGCUGGCGGCCGAGACAGGGCUGAGUGUCCGCGUGGUGCAGGUCUGGUUUCAGAACCAGCGAGCAAAGAUGAAGAAGCUUGCCAGGAGGCAGCAGCAGCAGCAGCAAGAUCAGCAAAACACACAGCGCCUGAGCUCAGCCCAGACCAAUGGCAGCGGAAGCACAGGGCUGGAGGGAAUGCUGAACCCCUACACCACUCUGCCCCCACCCCAGCAGCUGCUGGGCAUGGAGCAAAGUGUCUACGGCUCUGACCCUUUCCGGCAAGGGCUUACCCCGCCGCAGAUGCCUGGAGACCACAUGCACCCCUACGGUGCUGAGCCCUUCUUCCAUGACUUGGAUAGCGAUGAUACCUCACUGGGCAACCUGGGUGACUGCUUCCUCACCACGACGGAUGCGGGGCCGCUCCAGGCACGAGUGGGGAACCCCAUCGACCACCUCUACUCCAUGCAGAACUCCUACUUCACCUCCUGA
This is a messenger RNA of Nestor notabilis (Kea), 883 nucleotides long. RefSeq names its product LIM homeobox transcription factor 1, alpha (gene LMX1A). Gene Ontology annotation, cellular component: nucleus. The annotation marks the transcript as partial. The transcript is spliced from 6 exons. Gene Ontology annotation, molecular function: DNA-binding transcription factor activity, RNA polymerase II-specific; RNA polymerase II transcription regulatory region sequence-specific DNA binding. NCBI's taxonomy places the organism in Eukaryota, Metazoa, Chordata, Aves, Psittaciformes, Psittacidae. Gene Ontology annotation, biological process: regulation of transcription by RNA polymerase II; neuron differentiation. The record is from RefSeq and is a predicted model, not a curated record.